This is a messenger RNA of Sitodiplosis mosellana (orange wheat blossom midge), 3927 nucleotides long. RefSeq lists its product as uncharacterized. The transcript has a single exon. NCBI's taxonomy places the organism in Eukaryota, Metazoa, Arthropoda, Insecta, Diptera, Cecidomyiidae. Gene Ontology annotation, biological process: DNA integration; proteolysis. The record is from RefSeq and is a predicted model, not a curated record. The coding region runs from base 1 to 3927 and encodes 1308 amino acids. Gene Ontology annotation, molecular function: aspartic-type endopeptidase activity; nucleic acid binding.
AUGCUCAAAAAUCCAUCUAGUCACAGUUCAACAGAAAAUCUCGUCGGAGCCGGCCGUAAAACAACCGAUCCAGAAUUUCUAAUCGAAGCAUUGUCUACAUCGCUAACCGAAUUCAUCUACGAUCCAGAAACGGACUGUAUAUUCGAAAACUGGUACCGCCGCUUUCAAGACUUUUUUGACCGAGACGCUGCCAACCUUGACGAUGCAGCUAAAGUCCGUUUAUUGCUUCGAAAAUUAGAAACAGCCGCUCAUAAAAGGUACAUCAACUUCAUUCUUCCCAAAGUUUCAUCCGAGUUUUCAUUUGCUGAAACUGUCGAAAAACUCACAAAAAUUUUCGGAAAGCAUGAAUCGCUAUUCAAAACGCGCUAUAAAUGCUUUAAAAUCAGCAAAACUGAUGAAACAAACUACUUGGAUUACAUGGGGAACGUGAAUAAAGCUUGCGAGGACUUUGAACUACAAAAAAUGUCCAUCGACCAAUUCAAGUGCCUCAUUUUCGUCGCUGGUUUAUCAUCGACCAAAGACCUCGACAUCCGAACAAAGCUUUUGUCCAAGCUUGAAACCGAGCAUGACAAAAUAACACUCGAGAAAUUAAGUGAUGAGUAUGGACGACUCAUUAACUUGAAAAAGGAUGCUUCGAUGAUUUCUAAACCUUUGGGAUCUGACUUGUCAAUCCUAGUAAACCAAGUGUCGAAGAAAAAACGGCAUUUUUCAAAGAAAAAUAAGCCAAAACCACAAGCAAGCUCUGACAACUGCAAUAACUGUGGAAGAAUUCAUCAAGACAAUCAAUGUCCAGCCGCUAAAUCUAAAUGCAGCUUUUGCUCCAUCAACGGACAUUGGGUCCAGUUUUGCAGGAAGAAACUGAACGAUGAAAGCAAAACCAACGGUGAAUCAUCCAAAGACAACUCCAAAUUUACUCCUACUGGAAGAAGUUACUCCAAAUCGAAAGUAUCCAGUAUCCGGAUCAACGUAAUUAAAACUCAUUCGAAGCGCAAAUACGUUAAAAUUGUUGUCAACGGCAGAACGCUUAUUCUACAAGUCGACUCCGGUGCCGAUGUAUCAGUGAUUUCAGAAGAAGUCUGCAAGAAAAUGAAUUUCAAAAUUCGUCCUACAACAUUGGAACCCGACAACGCUUCUGGCCAACCACUCGAUAUGAUCGGAGAAGUCGAUUGCACUAUCGAAUUUUUGGACAAAACGAAACGCUCUACAAUUUUUGUCUCACGCAACGAAGACCUCAACGUAUUUGGAAACGAUCUUCUCGAGCUGUUCGACCUGUGGGACAAGCCUUUCAGCGAUUUCUGCUUGAAUGAAAGAGUUUUUCACAUCAAAAAACAUGAUGACUAUACUCAAAUUUUGCAAUCAAAGUACUCAUCUUGUUUUGAAAAAUCUCUCGGCAGAUGCAAGAAUUUCAAGGCACACUUAACCUUGAAAGGAAACAACUACCCACCAUUCAUCAAGUAUCGCCCUCCACCAUUCGCUUUCCAAUCGCUGAUUGAAGAAGAACUAAAACGUCUUCAAAAUUUAGGCGUAAUUACACCAAUCACAACAUCCAAUUGUGCAGCACCCAUCGUGUCAAAAUUGAAACAAACUGGUGAAAUACGCAUCUGUGGAGAUUUUUCAACUGGUCUCAACGAAGCACUCGAAGACCAUCAUUAUCCGCUACCUUUACCGGAAGACAUCUUCGCGAAACUCAACGGCUCAUCGCUUUUCAGUCACAUCGACUUAUCUGACGCUUUCCUUCAGAUCGAAAUGGACGAAGAAUCAAGCAAACUUCUCGUCAUCAACACUCAUGUCGGACUUUUUAAAUACAAUCGUCUUAGCUUCGGAAUAAAACCUGCACCAACUUUAUUCCAAGAAGUCAUGGAUAAGCUCAUCGCUCCACUGAAAAAUGUCAUCUGCUUCAUGGACGAUAUUUUUGUAUAUGCAAAAACACAAAAAGAGCAUGACGACGCAUUGUUUGCUUUGAUGAAUCGAAUUCAAGAAUUUGAUUUUCGCUUAAAACUCGAAAAAUGCAAAUUUGCAUUCACCGAAAUCAAAUAUUUGGGCUCAAUUGUCAACAAAAGCGGAGUAAAACCUGAUUCAAGCCGAAUUGAAGCCAUCAAAGAAAUGACUGAGCCAACCAAUUUGACUGAACUCCGAUCAUUUUUGGGUACUGUUAACUAUUACAGUAAAUUCAUCAAAAACGUUCACAACUUACGAGCACCGUUAGAAGAAUUACUUCGAAAAGACAUCGAAUGGUUUUGGUCCAAAACCCAACAGCAUUCCUUCAAUCAACUGAAGAAAUCACUAUCUUCUAACAUGUUGUUAACGCAUUACAACCCACAAUUGGAAAUCAUCGUUUCAGCUGAUGCAUCCAACAAAGGAAUUGGAGCUUCAAUCCAACAUGUGAUGAGCGAUUUUACAAUCAGGCCGAUUGCAUUUGCAGCUCGCACCCUUCAACCAGCCGAACAAAAGUACAGUCAAAUCGAAAAAGAAGGUCUAGCAUUGAUUUUCGCAGUGAAGAAAUUUCACAAAUACAUUUUUGGACGUCGUUUUACUUUGGAAACCGAUCACAAGCCGCUGCUUGCAAUUUUCGGCAACAAAAAGGGAAUCCCAAUUCACACAGCCAAUAGACUCAUCCGUUGGGCCGUCAUUUUGUUGGGAUACAAUUUCCAAAUCAAAUACAUCAACACCGAGUCUUUUGCUUAUGUCGACGUGUUAUCUCGGUUGAUCGUUCAAAAUACCAAUCUCUCAGAUGAAGAAUAUGUCAUUGCUUCAUUGAAACUUGAGAAAAAAAUUCUUCAAGUCAUCACGACAAAUCUUCAAGCGUCACCAAUAACGUACGAGCAAUUGGUAAAAGCUUACUCCAAUGACCCGUCAAUGCAACAACUUAUUGAGCAAAUUUCUUCACACUGGAAAAAUUUUACCGAUUCCUGGGAUGCUGAAUUUCGUCUAUUCUACAAUCGUCGUGAAUUUUUGUCAGUCUCGAAUCAAAUUGUACUUUUCGGAGACCGUGUCGUCAUACCAAACGCUCUCCGUGAACGAAUGAUUAAACAACUUCAUAAGAGUCAUUCAGGCAUCGUGAGAAUGAAAAAUCUCGCUCGAUCGUAUGUUUACUGGCCAAACAUUGACAAUCAAAUCGAACAAUUCGUCAAAUGCUGUUCCAGUUGUGCAUCAGCAGCUAAAUCGCCCACGAAAACAACACUAAGUUCUUGGCCGUUACCAUCGAAACCAUGGGAAAGGAUCCACAUCGACUAUGCAGGCCCAAUUAAAAGUAAUUUUUACCUGCUGAUAAUCGAUGCCUAUUCGAAAUGGCCUGAAAUCGUUAAAACAUCAAGAGCAUCAGCGGCAGCAACACUGAAAAUUUUAUCAUCAACGUUCGCUCGCUUCGGUUUGCCUGAAAUUGUAACAUCCGACAACGGAACACAUUUCACCGCUGAGUCAGUCCAAGCUUUCUUCAACUCAGCAGGAAUCCAGCAUUUUAAGACAAGCCCCUAUUCACCGAUGUCUAAUGCACAAGUUGAACGUUCCGUUGACACAUUGAAACGUUCAUUGAAAAAACUAUCAAACGAAGGCAACAUCGACGAAAGUCUCGAUAAUUUCUUGAACAAUUAUCGAACAACUCCAAACGAAAAUUGUCCAUCAAAAUUAUCGCCUUCUGAGAUAAUUUUCAGUCGAAAAAUUAGAACCGUUUUCGAUCUACUGAGACCACAGCCCAGAAAAUCUCUUGACCGUAAUACCAAAAUGGAACAUGAUUACAACUUGAAACAUGGUGCAAUUCAACGUAACUACAAUAUCAACGAUGCUGUUUGGGUCAAAAUACACAAAAACAAUUCUUGGUCGUGGAAAGAGGGGAAAAUAGCAGAGAAAAUCGGAAUGGUCAACUAUCGUGUUGAAACUGAAAACAGAACAAUUCGAGCUCACACCAACCAAUUGAGAAAACGAUAUUAA